Messenger RNA from Aspergillus campestris IBT 28561, 1510 nucleotides. Its product is annotated as S-methyl-5-thioribose-1-phosphate isomerase. NCBI's taxonomy places the organism in Eukaryota, Fungi, Ascomycota, Eurotiomycetes, Eurotiales, Aspergillaceae. The transcript is spliced from 3 exons. Gene Ontology annotation, molecular function: S-methyl-5-thioribose-1-phosphate isomerase activity. Bases 143 to 1312 code for a protein of 389 amino acids. The record is from RefSeq and is a predicted model, not a curated record.
AAAUUUUCCAGAUGCCCCACCGCAGAGUUCAACUGAAGUUUUGGAUCAUACCCUGAACAAGUCUUGAUGUGUAAGCUCAUCUAAACUACAGUUUACUGGAUUUUAUAAUUAGGAGGGUGAUCUCCACAAGGUAUUAGACAGGAUGACAUUACAGGCAAUCAGAUAUGAAAGCGGUGAUCUAUCUAUAAUUGAUCAGCUGAAGCUCCCACACGUGGAAAAGUACGUCAAAGUACGAACAAGUGAAGAGGGGUGGCAUGCAAUCAAGGAUAUGCGAGUUCGCGGAGCACCUGCUAUCGCGAUUGUGGCUGCACUUUCUCUUGCAAGUGAACUCCAUGAGCUUGUGUCUACCAAUAAAUUAUCUACCAGUGUGGAAGAUGUUCAGGUGUUCAUCAGGGAGAAAUUACAAUAUCUUGUGAGCAGCAGGCCCACUGCAGUCAACCUCAGUGAUGCUGCUCGCAAGCUUGAAAAUCAAGUGAAACUAUGCGCCGAAACCGCCGGGUCAACAGGCCAUGGGGUCGCUACUGCGUUUAUCCACGCGGCGGAAUUAAUGUUGGCCAAAGACUUGGAAGACAAUAAAAGGAUCGGAGAAAACGGCGCAAGAUGGAUAUUGGAAAACUCCGUUCUUCGAGACUCAAUGGCCACGGUGCUUACACACUGCAAUACAGGCUCUCUUGCUACAUCAGGCUACGGCACUGCACUGGGCGUAAUUCGAUCAUUGGCUUCCGCAGGAGCUUUGGAACACGCCUAUUGCACAGAAACAAGACCCUACAAUCAGGGUUCCCGCCUUACUGCAUUCGAAUUGGUCCAUGAUCGUCUUCCUGCGACAUUGAUAACAGACUCAAUGGUGGCUGCCCUUCUUGGUAAAGAUGACUCCAACGUCAGUGCUAUUGUGGUUGGAGCGGACCGAGUGGCCGCCAACGGCGAUACCGCAAACAAAAUAGGAACAUACGGACUCGCGGUCACUGCAAAGCACCAUAAUGUAAAGUUUCUUGUGGCUGCUCCACUGACAACAAUAGAUAUGGCUACGCAAUCCGGUGGCAAGAUUAUGAUUGAAGAGCGUCCCGCCUCUGAGGUUACCAAUGUGAGAGGGCCACGUGAAGGAGCUUCCCAGGUUGAUGAACUGCAGUUGGAUACCAUAUGCAUAGCUGCAAAAGGUAUCAAUGUCUGGAAUCCAGCAUUUGACAUUACCCCCGCUGCUUUGAUUGAUGGUAUCAUAACGGAAAAAGGUGUGGUUGAGAAGGACGCAAGUGGGGACUUUCAUCUGGAACGCUUGUUCGAAGACUCUUCUGUGCCAUGUGCCCCCAUAGUGUGAUUUUUUUGACUGUGCUCGGAUUCUUCUGUGCUCUUGUACCUCCCAAUUUCAUUUAAUAACCCAUCAAUUCUGCAUUCAAUGGUGCUCAAAUGAUUUUCAAGUGCUUGCGCUGUCCUCUCGCCCCUACAAAUGGAUCAGAUAUGUCUAAAUAAGACGCGGGCUAGAGCAUCUGAAGCAUAAGAGAGCAAUCAAACAGGU